Molecule: messenger RNA, 282 nt
Organism: Acaulospora morrowiae
Lineage: Eukaryota; Fungi; Glomeromycota; Glomeromycetes; Diversisporales; Acaulosporaceae
Source: the annotation of a GenBank genome assembly
AUGGACUCUUCCGCAAUUCAUAACAAGUGGGUUGAAGAUGCCAUUCGUAGUAGAUAUGUGACAGAGUUUGAUCACCAUUCGUUUGGAGAAAUAAAGAUUAUUUCAACAACGCCGUUAACAGAUAUUAAGAAGGCUUAUCAAAUAGGGUUUGAUAGAAAUGUUGUCCUUAAAUAUUUAAAGGAAGAACAAUAUAAAGUCGAAGACGAGUAUCAUAAAAAUUUCUUGAGAGAGGUAUCAUAUUGUUUUCUUACUAUUAAGGAAUUAGCAAAGAUCCAUCUCUAA